AUGUUGUAAGUUAUUUUCAAGCGUUCAGCAUUAGAGAAAAUGCAAAAAGUUCCAACACAAGAAAACCAUUCAGCCCUAAUAUUAAAAUUCUGAAAUGUUGCUCUUGCAGGUUCGCUCCUCGCCUCAUCUCGUCUGCCGGGACUUCUUCCCCGAUGCCAACCUCAGCUCAAUCCGAGCCAAAACAGCCAGACACACCGAGACCUAAGUAAGGUUGGGUGUCUGGGGAGACAAUUGGUGUAAUCGCUCAAUUGUUUCCCCUGCAAUAAAUCAUUUAAAAAUCAAACUUGUUUUAGUGUUUAUUUAAAGAAAAACGUCUAAAAGUUAGCAGACAUAUCAAUCGAAUCAACACAGAGUCGAUAGUCCGAUCGGUCUGUAACUUGGACCCGAUAUACAGGGGAAAAGUAUGGUAACAUGCUGAAAUCUGUGUGUAUGCUGAAUCUCCGAGUUGACCUUGCGCAACUGUCUUGUUACAUCCAGUCUUGACAUGCUGCUUCUCCUCAAGAGACAUAAUGAUGCUUUGUGCUAGAGUGUUUGAUAGCUCCAGGAAGGGAUAAUUUGCCGAGUUGUGUUGUCUGAAAAGUAAAAUUACGCUCAAUCGCAUAUCUUCAAGUAAGACUCACCUAAUCAUGACCAACAAGUCCCUCAUCUUUUCGCCAUGCAGAGUCAAUGCAUUGAGUGCCCACCAGCUUCAUAUUUCCACCUUCGGGUUUCAGACAGUAGAUGAACAGUGACGUAUUUGUUGCGGACAGGACAUAACUGUGCCCUUUGAAUCUGAAAAGUAAUUGAUUAUGAGGAGAACAUGAACAAAAAAUCAUCGCCCCGUAGACAUACAAUAACAAAGCACGUUGGAGUGACGAGCACCGUUUUGAUCUGCUGGUUCUCGAGCGCGGGAGAGGGGGGGGGGUUAUAAAAAGGGUGCUGGGCAGAUAUCGUCAUUCUUCCAGGCCAACCAAAAUAGUGGACGCUUCUUCUAUUGCGAAGCAUUUCCAGCGGUAAGAUCAGGGCAACCAGAAGCUCAACGAAAAUGGGGUGCAGGUCGCCCGCUGAUUUCGCCUGGCGGUACCCAUUUUUCCGAUUCUCCAGAGUCAGCAAAAAAUUUUGGUGAUUAGUUUUGUGUGAGCGUAGCACCUUCGAACCAUGUUAUUUUUAGCAAGACUGCCCGUCAACUGCUUCGGGAGAGUAUUCAGCAGGCUCAGCUCAGAAGUGAUAUUGUGUGCCAUCAGCUAGCCUAUUUUGAGCUGCACUCGACUCUUGAAACGCUGGGAAUGAACGCAUUGAUCGAGUACAAGUUGGACGGUAACAAUCUUUGUUGCCUUUCUCAUAAUUUCACUCAUUUUUUCAGAAACUGAAGAAAACAGAGAGGAAGAUCCGCGUGUGCCGAGAAAACCGCAGAAGCACAUCGACAAGUGAGUUCUCUCGGACCUCGAGACAUCUUGUCCUAGCACUAUUCAACACGAAAUUUUCAAAUACAAGAUUCAAAUGUUUACCACACGUCCCUCUGGCUCAGAUCGUCGCCAGCCUCUCUCAAUUCAGAUUCCUGGACAUUUCGAGCACGUGGGUCUCCGACGUCACGUGCAUCUCGAGAUUCCGCAACCUCGAACUGCUUAUCAUGUACUAUCUGAACAUUCUGAACAUUCUGAAGGGCGACGUCACCGAGACGCUGUCAAAUUUGACGAAAUUUCAGCUUGCGGAUUGCGGAAUUCAGUAUUUUCCAAGGGUUCUACGGCGUGACAAACAUGGAGGAGGAGAUGACCUGCAAGGAGUUCCGCAAAUUCAUGAGAAUCGCGUUUGCCUUCAACAGAAAAAUCACCUUAAUCUCCUCAGCCGCGUCAGUUGAGACCUUUCACGGAAUAACCAGAGUUUUUAUUGUUCUCAUUUAGAAUUCUGAGUUCUCGUCAUAAUCUUGAGAGGGGUGUUUCAAACAGCUGUGCGCAGAAUGUGUCAGCCGAUCCUUAAGUGCGUCAGUAACCGUGACUCCCCCGCCAAUUUCAAACGGGCCACAUUGAUCUUAUUCAUUUUUUCGAUGUUGACACUAAAAUUCUGCAAUUUUUAGGCACACUUUGGUUGUUUCAGAAAUCGAUGAGAACCACAACCGUCGUCGCACUGAGUCCGAUGUCUCAAACACGUCCAGCCGCCGCAACUCGUCAAACGACAGUACUCUGUUGCUCCACGAUCAGAACACGGACAACUACGGAGUGGUGCCCACCAGUUAUCCCAGCCAACACAUGCCCUCCAUCAUCUGGACCCUCUUCCUCAUAUUCAAGUGGGACGUUAUCACUGCGAUGUUUGUCAAGCUGCUCUCGGAUAUCCUUUUCUUCUGCAACCCGAUGCUGCUGAAAUCGCUUAUUCAGUUCACGGAACAAUUGGAAAGACUGAUGUGGCAAGGAGUCGUACUCGCGUUCACCAUUUUCGGAUCGGCUGAGCUUUCGUCCAUCCUGCUCUCCCACUUCCUCUUCCUGAUGUAUCGAGUCGGAACUCAUGUACAGACGUGUCUCACAUCCGCUGUUUAUCGCAAAGUACCCUCUCUUCCACUCGGCGAAUAUAAAUGUUACCUCUAUUUUCCAGACGCUCCGUUUUUCGAACGCCGCGCGUCAUUAACGAGACACUGGAAAAUUAUGUUGCCAACAACGUAGCCGACAUCAAGAGGUUCAAAGAGGAUAACGAAUUCGAAGGUAAGUUGACUGCCGAAAAUUGCAUUCCCGACGCAAUGACUCCGGAAAAUGUGGUCUCGUCGAGUAGCAUGGAGCAUGUGUACAAAGUCUUCUUGAGAAUGAUGAUAGAUAUUCGCGAAGCGAUUGCAGAGGUAUCAGAAAAUCAUUACUACCUAAACUAAACUAUAAAACAAAUAUAAUUCCAGAAAGCGAACCGGAAAAAUGAAAACCCCGCGUCUGAAGAUAAUACUCAAGCGGCGCUGAACAAACUAGUCGCCUCUAUGGAUGGAUGGUUUAAACUUAUGAAAGUAUGA
Molecule: messenger RNA, 2965 nt
Organism: Caenorhabditis sp. 36 PRJEB53466
Lineage: Eukaryota; Metazoa; Nematoda; Chromadorea; Rhabditida; Rhabditidae
Source: the annotation of a GenBank genome assembly